Molecule: messenger RNA, 567 nt
Organism: Rhopilema esculentum
Lineage: Eukaryota; Metazoa; Cnidaria; Scyphozoa; Rhizostomeae; Rhizostomatidae
Source: RefSeq, a predicted model, not a curated record
AUGGCAAGGGUUAGGUGUCUCAGUGUCCUUAACUACUUUCGUUCCGUCGAGAGAACGUUAACAAUCGAUGAUGGAGGACUAGUUAAGAAUGAAGACGGAUUCAAAAUAAAAAAGACUCACCCUAACGAGAACCGCAGCUCGCUUGGUGUUGGCGCUCACCAAUACGUUCAUAACAGUCCUGCUGAGUUUCGGGCUGAAGAGCGGGAAUUUCUUGAAACCUUGGAAAUUGAAAACCAGGAUGAUUACUACUCUCUGUCUGACGGUCGCAUUCAUGUGCAAGAUCACAAAGGAGUCUUUGUCAUCUACGACAAAUCCCUGGAAGACUUCAGGGAAAUCGAAAAACAGUUACUCCUGAUUGGUUCACAUUUCAUUUCAAAGUUUGGAGGCAAGGACAAAAACGAUAUUAAAGUACAGCAACAACAAGGCAGCGACUUUGAUCUUGAUGCAUAUAGUCGCAAAGAUAUUGAUAGGUUUGGUGUGAUUUUGGAUUUGUGGACAAAUGAAGCUGCUUAUUUAGAAAAUAAACGCAAGGUUGGUACUUUUCAUCUGAUUUCAAUCGCAAAGUAA